Molecule: messenger RNA, 3530 nt
Organism: Vitis riparia (riverbank grape)
Lineage: Eukaryota; Viridiplantae; Streptophyta; Magnoliopsida; Vitales; Vitaceae
Product: probable LRR receptor-like serine/threonine-protein kinase At1g53430
Exons: 25
Coding region: 179-3250 (1023 amino acids)
Biological process (GO): protein phosphorylation
Molecular function (GO): protein binding; ATP binding; protein kinase activity
Source: RefSeq, a predicted model, not a curated record
UUUCUGUCUUUGAAUCUUUCGUUAUCUCUCCCCUGCUCUCCAAACCCACCACCCUCACAUUCUCUACCUAGAACCCUUUGUUUUUCUCUCUCUAAAACCACCCAGUUUUCUCUGUGUGCUGUGUUGAAUUCAGUAUAAAGUGAACCAAUCAAUCAGAAGUUGUUUGCAAAGUGAAUUCAUGGAGAACUUGUCUCUUAUUCUGUUGUUGUUUCUGGGUUUCUUUUGCUUUGCGGACUUCACAUCCCACGCGCAAGAUAUACCGGAAGAUGAAGUGCAAGCUCUUAACACAAUAUCCUCCAAAUUAAAUAUAUCUGCGAAAUUAAAUAACAGCUAUUGGAGUGUCAGCCAGUCUUCUUGCAGAAAGGGUCGAGACUUCAAUGUAAACAUCACAUCAGAGAUUCGAAGCCUUGUCACCUGCAACUGCACUUUCGUCAACUCCACUGUUUGCCAUGUGACAAACAUCCAGCUGAAGAGUCUUAAUUUGACUGGAGUUUUACCUGCUGAAUUUGCAAGUCUUAAGUAUCUGCAAGAACUUGAUCUCACCCGCAACUAUUUCAAUGGAUCAAUACCUACAAGUUUCUCUCGGCUUCCUCUUGUUAACCUGUCCCUUUUGGGGAACCGUCUAUCUGGAUCAAUUCCUAAGGAAAUCGGUGAUAUUGCUACACUUGAGGAGCUGAUCUUGGAAGAUAAUCAACUAGAAGGACCACUUAAUGAAAACCUUGGAAAUUUGGGCCGUUUGAGGAGACUCCUUCUCUCUGGAAACAAUUUUACAGGAACGAUACCGCAAAAUUUUCGCAAUCUGAAGAAUUUAAUUGAUUUUAGGAUAGAUGGGAAUAAUUUAUCCGGGAAAAUACCUGAUUUAAUUGGGAACUGGACCAAACUUGACAAACUGUUUCUUCAAGGCACAUCAAUGGAGGGCCCCAUUCCUUCGACUAUAUCCCAGUUGAAAAACUUAACUGAGUUGUUGAUAUCUAAUUUGAAUGGACCAAGCAUGUCUUUUCCUGAUUUGCAGGAUAUGAAGAACAUGACAAGAUUGGCACUGAGAGAUUGCUUGAUUACUGGUCAAAUCCCUCCCUAUCUUGGAGAAAUGAAAAAAUUAAAAAUCUUAGAUCUGAGCUUCAACCGACUGACCGGUCAAAUUCCCGAAAGCCUACAGAGUUUGGACUCUAUAGAUUACAUGUUUCUGAAUGACAACUUGCUAAGUGGAGAAGUACCCAGAGGGAUAUUAAACUGGAAAGAAAACGUUGAUUUAUCUUACAACAAUUUUACAGGAUCACCUCCAUCUACUUGCCAGCAAAACGAUGUGAACUUUGUUUCCAGUUAUUCAUCUUCAAAGAGUAGCACAGUACAAUGGUGCUUAAAGAAGGACCUCCCAUGCCCUGAAAAACCCAGAUAUCAUUCCUUUUUUAUCAACUGUGGAGGAGGCAAGAUGAGUUUUGAAGGGAAUGAAUACGACAAGGACGUAGAUGGAAGGGGUGCAUCACAUUUUCUUGCUGAUUAUUUAGAAAGAUGGGCUUACAGUAGUACAGGGGUUUUCAGCAAAGAAGACACUGCUUACCUCGCCAAUAACACAUCUCUGAAAAUAAUCGGCCCAGAAUUCUACCAAACAGCUCGCGUUGCUCCUAACUCACUCAAGUAUUAUGGGCUUUGCCUACAAAAGGGCAGUUACAAAGUGCGGCUCCACUUCGCUGAAAUCAUGUUUACUAAUGAUCAGACCUUUAGUAGCUUGGGGAAGCGCAUUUUUGAUGUUUCAAUUCAAGGGAAUGUAGUUUUAAAGGAUUUUAAUAUUAUGGAAGAAGCGAAAGGUGCUGGUAAGGGCAUUUAUAAGGACUUUAAUGAUGUUCUCGUUAAUGGUAGCACUCUGGAGAUCCACUUAUACUGGUCAGGCAAAGGGACCAAAGCUAUUCCAGUAAGAGGUGUUUAUGGACCUCUUAUAUCCGCCAUUGCAGUGACUCCAAACUUUGAUCCCAACGCUGGGCUAUCUGUUGGAGCUAUUAUCGGCAUUGUAAUGGCUUCAUGUGUGGUCCUUGCAUUCAUUUUGGCACUUCUAUGGACGAAAGGUUACCUUGGAGGAAAAGACCUUGAAGAUAAAGAACUCCGUGCUCUAGAGCUGCAAACCGGUUAUUUCAGCUUACGACAGAUCAAAGCUGCUACAAAUAACUUUGACUCUGCAAACAAGAUAGGUGAAGGCGGAUUUGGGCCUGUUUACAAGGGUGUCCUGUCGGAUGGUUCGAUAAUUGCUGUUAAGCAGCUCUCCUCUAAAUCAAAACAAGGGAACCGAGAAUUUGUAAAUGAAAUAGGCAUGAUAUCUGCCUUACAACACCCAAAUCUUGUGAGGCUUUAUGGUUGUUGCAUUGAAGGAAACCAGUUGCUGCUAAUAUAUGAAUAUAUGGAAAACAACAGCCUUGCCCGUGCGCUCUUUGGUCGUGAAGAACACCGUUUACAUUUGGACUGGCCAACAAGAAAGAAGAUUUGUUUGGGGAUAGCAAGGGGACUCGCAUAUCUUCAUGAGGAAUCGAGAUUGAAAAUUGUUCAUAGAGAUAUAAAGGCAACCAAUGUGCUUCUUGAUAAGGAUCUAAGUGCUAAGAUAUCUGACUUUGGUUUGGCUAAGCUGGAUGAAGAAGAGAACACCCACAUCAGCACAAGAAUAGCUGGAACAAUAGGAUAUAUGGCUCCUGAAUAUGCAAUGAGGGGUUACUUGACUGACAAAGCAGAUGUAUACAGCUUUGGAGUUGUUGCCCUUGAGAUUGUCAGUGGGAAAAGCAACACCAAUUACAGGCCAAAAGAGGAGUUUGUUUAUCUUCUUGAUUGGGCUUAUGUACUACAUGAGCAGGGAAACAUUCUGGAACUCGUGGACCCACUUCUCGGUUCUAACUACUCUGAAGAAGAGGCAGCAAAGAUGCUGAACUUGGCUCUCUUAUGCACCAACCCAUCUCCCACUCUCAGGCCAUCCAUGUCUUCUGUAGUGAGCAUGCUCGAAGGCAAAAUUGCUGUCCAAGCACCAAUAGUCAAGAAGGGCUCAAUGAACCAGGACAUGAGGUUCAAAGCCUUUGAGAAACUGUCACAAGACAGCCAGUCUCAUGUCUCAGCAUUCUCCCAAGAAAGCCAGGUGCAAGGCAGCAUAUCAAUGAACGGGCCGUGGAUGGACUCCUCAGUUUCCCUUACCAGCAGAGAAGACACCCGCGACCAUUCUUCAUCAAGCAAGCUCCUUCCAAAACUCCCAGACCUCUACGACGUACAUCUAGACUAACCAACAAAAAUUCCCAGAUUCUUAUACAAAGAUGCACUUCAUUUACCAGUAUUAAUUGAAGACUCAGAUGACGGCUUAAUUCAAUGCACAGAGCUGGAACUGCUGCCAGAAUCAAUGGUUCAAGUUCAACAACACAGAAGAUUGGUAUGGUUGAUUAUUCAGAUUUAUCCAUAAAUUUUCACUUUUGUAUGACAGUUUAAUGUAUUAUUCUCUUCUUGAAAUGCUGCUUGUAAUUAAUUUGAUAGCAAAUCCAAGAUGGUAUUCCAAAUUCUUGCAAAUA